AUGAAAAUUAAUUCCACAGAAAAAUUAUCAAAUUGCUAAAAGUAGCUUAAUAAGUUAUUUUCAAAUCUGAGAAUGAGUACUAUAUUACUAAUCUAUUCAUUUUUGAUUUUUUGUCUAACAUUUUCAAUACUUAUUCUUUGUUCAAAUAUACAACUAAAUGUUACAAAAAAUCAAAUAUCAGAAACCUCAGAGCAACUAUUAACACUAUAAAAUAAUAGGUUUAAAAUGUAUAUAAUAUAGGGCUUUAAAUAUUUAAUCUGAAAAAAUAUAAGACAUUUUAAGCUUUACUUUUAAUAUGAUAAUCACAAAAGUGGCUAAAUUAAGUUUAAUUAACUAUUGGUCUAGCUCACUUGAUUUAAAAAUAAAUCAAGAAAUCAUGCCUUGUCAAGCAUCAUAAUAGUUUAAUGAAAAUAUAUAAAGAACCUUAGUUUGCUAUUCUAAUUCCAAUCAUUUUCAGUAAAGAAACAUAGAUAAAAUUAAAAUUUUUAAACUUAUGAAUCUUUUAUACAUAAAUCAAUACACAUUUGAUUUUUUUACUGUAUCUCAUGAAGUAUAUCUGGUUUCAUUUCUAGAUAAUUUUUUGACAGGAUAUUACCUAACAAAAUUAAAAAAUGAAUCUUUUGAAAUAGUUUAGUAAGAAUGGUUUCUCAAUUAUACAAUUGAGCUUUAAUAAAGCAACUAAAUUGUACCAUAUAAACUAAGUUCUUUAAUAAAAAUGGAAAAUUAUGAUAAUAUAUUAUCAGCAUUUUCAAUAGUACUUUUUGAUUCAUAAUUUAUUGUUGGAGGAGUAGCAUCAAUACUGAUAAAUUUUCAUAAUAUAGCAUAGUUUGCUUAAGUGAGUAGUUUAAACAUUAUCCUAGUUUAUGAUGAUGGAUUAAUUUUAUACACUAAAAGUUAUAUCAAUUUUGGUAUUGCUAAGGAUCUGUUAUAUAUUUAUGACGAGUAACAGACUGGAUUUAAUAAUUCUGAUUGGAAAGAUAUUAAAUUAUCCAUCGACAAUACUCUUAAACCAAUUUAUAAAUAUAACAGCUUGCUUAAAUGCUAAAUGCACAUUAAAGCUUCACGGUAACCAAAAACUACCUUAAUUUCAUUAAUGUAUAUUUUAAUAUCUAUUAAAAUAGUCUAACUAAUCUUACAUUUGAAAAUGAAAUAACUUAUGUUCUUGAUGAUGAAAUUUCUAAAGUCUUAACUUGGCAUACUUAAACUAAUUUAUACUUUAUUACAAUCGGAGUUAUAAUAAUAUUGAUUACAUUGAUACCAUUAAAAUUUAUGUUUAAUUCCACCAGUAUUGUUAUAGCUUAGAUGAUCAGAUAUUUGAAUGGAAAGUUUGACUAUAAAUUAAAAGAUAAUCUAUUAAAUAGAAUUUAAUCAUAAUCAAAUAAUAAUUCUUUAAAAUAACUAUAAUUUUCAUAUCAAAAAUUAGACUAAAUUUUGAAUAAAACUUAAUUCAAAAAAUCAGAACAAUGUUUAGCUUUUGAAAAUUUUCGUUUUACAAAAUAGUAAAAUAUUAAACUGAACUUUUGUUUUGAAAAAUUGAUUGAUUAAAACCAAUGCUUAAGCCAAAAAUAAUUUGUCUAAAUAAUUAAAUUUCCCAAUGAAGAAAGAAAUUAAAAAGAUUUAAUGAAUUAAUCAUAAAUUUGA
Messenger RNA from Paramecium sonneborni, 1641 nucleotides. Lineage: Eukaryota; Ciliophora; Oligohymenophorea; Peniculida; Parameciidae. The record is from the annotation of a GenBank genome assembly.